AUGGCCGCCCUUAAUUCCCAGAAGCUUACUCCUACCGAGGAGACUGAGGUUCAACAAUGGAUCACCACUUCGGAACGGCUAAGGAGCUCGCCAUCGGAUACAUCAAUCCUUGAGAAGCUUAACUCUCACCUGACCUCCCGAACUACUCUUCUCGGCACUAAGCCCUCUAAGGCUGACAUCGCUAUCUACGAGUCCCUGGCUCCUACCGUCAAGUCGUGGACCCCUGAGCAGCGAACCGGCGAACAAGGUCACCCUCAUAUCCUCCGCCACCUCGACUUUGUCCAGAACUCGGGCGUCUUUGGCCUGAAUGUCAACGAUACGGACAAGAUCAAGGUUGAUCUUGACGAGGUCCUUUAUGUCAAGCCGCCCGUCGACGCCAAGGCUGAGAAGGAGCGCUUAAAGAAGGAGAAGGCUGCCGCUGCUGCUGCUGCCGCCGGUGGUGAUGGCGGGGUUGCUGCGACGUUAGUUGACCGAACGAAGGCAGCGGCUGAGGCUGUCAAGGAUGCAGCCGUUGAAGCUGGUAGCAAGGCUGCAGCCGCAGUGGGCGUUGCCACCGAGAAGCCCAAGAAGGAGAAGAAGGAGAAGGCUCCCAAACCCCAAAAGGCUCCGGCCGUUACUACGCCCCCGUCGCCCCAUCUAAUCGAUCUCCGAGUGGGUCACAUUCUGAAGGCUAUCAAGCACCCGGAAGCCGACAGUCUGUUUGUUUCUACGAUUGCCAUGGGCGACAAGCCCGGCACCGAGGAUACCACCGAGUACGAAGGCCAGGUCUGCAGGACUGUCUGCUCCGGGCUGAACGGUCUGAUUCCUCUAGAAGAGAUGCAAAACCGCAAGGUUGUCGUAGUCGCCAAUCUGAAGCCCGUCAAGAUGCGGGGAAUUAAGUCAUGCGCUAUGGUCCUAGCCGCGUCACCGAAGUUGAAGGAGGGCGAGGUAGAUGAUCACAAGGGACCCGUUGAGUUAGUCACUCCACCUCCCGAUGCGAAGACCGGUGAGCGCGUGUGCUUUGACGGAUGGAGGGGCGAGCCUGAGGGUGUUCUCAACCCCAAGAAGAAGGUCUGGGAGACAUUCCAGCCCGGAUUUACUACAACGGAUAGCUUAGAAGUUGCUUUCGACGGUCACCUAGUUAAGGAGGCGGGUAAAGAAGAAAUUGGAAAGCUGACUACGGCUAGUGGAGGUGUAUGCACAGUCCCAAGUUUAAAGGGGGCUACAGUACGAUAA
Messenger RNA from Daldinia childiae, 1215 nucleotides. RefSeq names its product tRNA-aminoacylation cofactor ARC1. Gene Ontology annotation, molecular function: tRNA binding. NCBI's taxonomy places the organism in Eukaryota, Fungi, Ascomycota, Sordariomycetes, Xylariales, Hypoxylaceae. Gene Ontology annotation, cellular component: methionyl glutamyl tRNA synthetase complex. The transcript has a single exon. The record is from RefSeq and is a predicted model, not a curated record. Bases 1 to 1215 code for a protein of 404 amino acids.